AUGUCUGCCGUCCCCAGAAUUCGAUCCGUGAUGUCUUGCCAAUCCUGUACCCACCCGCAACGAAGUUUGAUUUCUCUAUCCACGUCCCACACCCGCACGGUGUCGCCCCAGGAUGCAGAUACCACAUAUCUUCCGCCCGCACUCAUCCCAACGCUGCGCCCCCCAUCCCUGUGCCCAGUUAAGGCGCCCCCUCCUUGUGCUCUAUCCACCACGAAUCCGGCGACCGCGGUGCAGUGUGCGAAUGUCUCGUUACCAGAAGAUGGACUAUCGUUUCAUAAAACCGGGUGA
Messenger RNA from Chondrus crispus (carragheen), 288 nucleotides. RefSeq lists its product as hypothetical. Bases 1 to 288 code for a protein of 95 amino acids. NCBI's taxonomy places the organism in Eukaryota, Rhodophyta, Florideophyceae, Gigartinales, Gigartinaceae. The transcript has a single exon. The record is from RefSeq and is a predicted model, not a curated record.